AUGGGGGCUCUUGUAGCGCUUGCGGAGGACGAGGUAGGGCAAAGGACUCUGGAUGGCAUACCAGUCAGGGAAGAGGGAGUUGUUAGCGGCGGCGGUGGAGGCGGCACAAAGGAUGGUGAGGGCAGCGCGGAUCUUGGUGAUCCCGAGAGGAUUUGGAGUUGGUUCGGCGAUGGUGGUGCCACGGUGAUGGUUAUGGAGGUGAAGUUUGAUGAUGAUGGUGAUAGUCAUGAAGAACCAAAAUUGCUUGCAGUUGAUAUGCUUAUUGGUUGCAACUAUUUUACUCUGCCAAAUUGCUUGCAGUUGAUAUGCUUAUUGGUUCCAUGCUCAGACUCGAUAUGUGCUUCUGAGGUUCAAGGUGCAGCUACUGAAUGUUCUCAGGCUAAUCAGUGCAGCUAUACAUUUCAGUAUGGAGAUGGAAGUGGAACGACAGGAUAUUAUGUUUCUGAUGCAGUGUAUUUUGAUAUGAUCCUGGGACAGUCUUCACUUGCUAACUCUUCAGCGACUGUUGUUUUUGGGUGUAGCAACUAUUUGUCUGGAGAAUUGACUAAAUCAGAUAAAGCAGUUGAUGGAAUUAUUGGGUUUGGCCCUGGUCCUCUAUCUGUUGUAUCACAAUUGUCUUUGCGUGGUAUAACACCCAAAGUUUUCUCUCAUUGUUUAAAAGGAGAUGGCAAUGGAGGAGGCAUACUAGUUCUUGGUCAUAUUUUGGAUCUAAAUAUAGUUUAUACACCACUGCUUCCAUCACAACCUCAUUACAACGUAAACCUCCAGGGCAUUUCUAUCAAUGGACAACCCCUCUCCAAGCAAGCUAAUGAUAUACAAGUGAGAAACCUAGUGGAUACAUAA
Messenger RNA from Arachis ipaensis, 843 nucleotides. Lineage: Eukaryota; Viridiplantae; Streptophyta; Magnoliopsida; Fabales; Fabaceae. The record is from RefSeq and is a predicted model, not a curated record.